GUUGCUGUCGCCGGGGGUACGGGCGGACUGGGUCGAGCAUUUGCGGAUGUUCUCCAAAAUGAUUACAAAGUCAUCGUGCUAACACAUCAGCCCAAAACGCGUGAGCAAGAGGUCUCUGUAGACUAUAAUGAUAUACAACAACUGCGUGACGUACUCGAGACGAACGACAUCUUCGCAGUCGUGUCGACGCUGAGUGAUGCCGCCGGCGAUGCCCAAAUCAACCUUCUUGAAGCCUGUCUACAAUCACAGUCGACUAGACGCUUUAUCCCAAGUUCUUGGUUCCUGCACUAUCCGCGGAGGUUGGUUGGCAAUGUUUAUUAUUUCAGGUGCCUCGAUAGGCUCAACACCACAUUGGAAACGAAAUCUCUUGAGUGGACAGUCGUUAGCAACGGAAUCUUUCUUGAUUACUUCGGAAUGCCUAGGAUGCCUACAACGCUGCGCUCGGCUUGCUUUAUCGUCGACAUGCAGCAUGAAAUGAUCGCGAUACCUGGUGACGGAAACGACGUCGUAACCUUGACUUCCACAAGAGAUGUGGCGGCACACGUAUCUGCGCUUUUGAAAUUGCCAGUGGGUUCAUGGCCGCGGCAGUAUCACAUUGCUGGGGACCGAAUGACACUCAACGACUUUGUAAAGCUAACGAAAAUGGUCACGGGUAGACAGCUGCGAGUGGUAUACGAUGAGAAGGAAAAGCUCCAGCGGGGAGAGAUUACCUUGUUGCCGUCGCAAUCGUCGCAAAGGUACGGGUUCGACCUUGAGAUCUUUAUGAAAUACAUUGCCAUCAUGGAGACAUGGAUAGUGGACGGCUUGAUGGACAUUGAGCCCACUCCAGUCGAGGGUAUGCCCACAAUCUCCUGUACAACCGUGAAGGAGAUGCUCGAG
Messenger RNA from Pseudocercospora fijiensis CIRAD86, 879 nucleotides. RefSeq lists its product as uncharacterized. The record is from RefSeq and is a predicted model, not a curated record. Lineage: Eukaryota; Fungi; Ascomycota; Dothideomycetes; Mycosphaerellales; Mycosphaerellaceae. The transcript has 3 exons. The annotation marks the transcript as partial.